Messenger RNA from Trypanosoma grayi, 1065 nucleotides. RefSeq lists its product as hypothetical. The coding region runs from base 1 to 1065 and encodes 354 amino acids. The record is from RefSeq and is a predicted model, not a curated record. The transcript has a single exon. Lineage: Eukaryota; Euglenozoa; Kinetoplastea; Trypanosomatida; Trypanosomatidae.
AUGAGACGCUCUACUGCCUGUUGCCGACGGCUUGUGCGGCGUUGCUGCCACGGCAAUGGCCCGGUAGCGCAGCAGCAGCAGCAGGCGUCGGCCGUAAACCCGCUGCUCGGUGCCGCGACGGAGACCGGUCCGCUCGCGCGACAAUUACUAGAGAGACAUCGACAACGCCAUACGGCGCAGUUGAGCAUGACAGUGAGCCAGCAGCAGCAGAAGCAACGACAACUGCAAAAGCCGCAGGAACAAUCCGCAGGUGCGGUGGGAGUGAGGCCAAAUAACAGCAAGCCGGCGCCAGAUGCCGUUGAAUCUUAUGGCAAGGCGGCUCUUGUGGCGAACCUAGCGCAUGUCGUGGACGUGAGCGCGGUCGGUACUCGCGACCUGAUGCAGGCCACUGAGAAGGAAUGGGAUGCAUUAACGGCGCAGAGUAGGCUCUCAGCGGCCCUCGCAGGUGCGAACAGCAAGCGUGCUGCCCGUAUGGUGAUGCGACACGCGCGUUCCGCCUCUGCGGCUCGGUUGGCCAAGUCGCCUGGAGACGUGCCGACGCCCUAUGAAGUACUGCUGCAGCGGUACGCCACCGUUGUGCCGACGAGACGUGCAAAUCCUGCAACAUCGGAGGCUACCUGCAGCUGGCGGGUGAAUAUGCCUGCCGUCCUGAAGCAGAAGGGCACUCUGCGCGGUGUGCUUGCGCGCCGGGAGCAGCUCGAGCGCCACCGCGAGUGGCAGCUGGUGAAAGACGUUCAGUUUCCAGCGUUUUCUGCUGCUUCUGGCCAUGGCCCGAUGGCGUGUGGAAACAACGUGAGGGCGCCGAGUCAUGUCACCCACAGCACUCUUGCCGGUAGCAGCAGCAGCAGCAACAGCAGUGGCAUCGGUGGUCCCUCCUCGCCUGUCUUUCGUCGGUACUGUCUUGAAUUUGGCAGCUGCACGUUGAGGCAGGCGGGGUUUCUGACAGACCCGAUGACGUACUACGUGCUGAGCAACCUGCACUUGACGGGUGAUGAGUCGUUGCUUGAGGUCCGCCAGAAGGCGGAGGCGCUGAGCCACCGCUACAAAUGUGCGCAUCUUCCGUGA